GACUGUCUAUGGGUCUGUCUAUGGGUCAGGCUGUGACCUCCCCUCUCCCCACAGGGCAGUACCCCACUCAGCCCUCCUACCCGGUACAAAGCGCCGCCAACCCCCCCGUGUACCCACAGACCGUGCCCCUCCCGCAGCCCCCCCCGUACAGCGACGCUCCUCCUGCGUAUUCCGAGCUCUACCGGCCCAGCUUCGUCCCUUUGGGGGCAGCCACCGUCCCCACCAUGUCGGCAGCGUAUCCGGGUGCUUCCGUCUUCCUGCCCGUGGCUCAGUCCGUGGCCGUGGGGCCCAUCGGUUCCUCCGUCCCUAUGGCGUAUUAUCCCGUGGGACCCGUCUACCCCCCGGGCUCCACCGUGUUGGUGGAGGGAGGUUUUGAUGCUGGAGCGAGGUUUGGGGCUGGAGGCACCGCCAGCAUCCCACCCCCCCCUCCCGGCUGCCCCCCCAACGCGGCUCAGCUGGCCGUCAUGCAGGGAGCCAACGUGCUGGUGACGCAGCGGAAGGGCAACUUCUUCCUGGGAGGCUCAGACGGCGGCUACACCAUCUGGUGAAGAAGGAAGUGGGGUGGGGGGCUGCGGGGGGGGGUCAGGGUUAGGGUUAGGGGGUGGGGGGGGCUACGUGUGUGUAAGGAACGGCGUCACGUACCGUCAGCACUGCUCACCCUGUAACUGCUUCAGGCCUGUGUUAACCUGAGCUCGCAGAGCCGAGGUGUCUUCCUGCUCCUCACCCCAUCCCAAGGGGGGGGGGGCUCAGCAACUCUGCCCCUUCUUUCAUCCCCGAGGGGGGGUUUUGGGGUGGGGGGCUGCACAUGGUGCACAUGGAAUGGGUGAGGAGCUGAGCACCGGGACCUGCAGCUCACAAAGCAGAGGUGCAAUGCAUCCUUCACCCACCUCCCCCUGCAGACCCCUCCCCUGUUGUCCCUCCCCCCCCCCCAUUAUGGGACCCCGGAACCCCUCCAAGUCCGCUUGGAUCUCUUUGCACAUUUAGGUCUAAUCAAAGCCAUGCUUUGGUGCCAGAAACACGAUGCGAUGUCGGGACAUUUCAUUCAAUGCUAACUCUGCUUUUAGGUGAUGCUUAAUAAGCAGGAUUC
This is a messenger RNA of Coturnix japonica (Japanese quail), 1087 nucleotides long. NCBI's taxonomy places the organism in Eukaryota, Metazoa, Chordata, Aves, Galliformes, Phasianidae. The record is from RefSeq and is a predicted model, not a curated record.